Molecule: messenger RNA, 1540 nt
Organism: Epinephelus lanceolatus (giant grouper)
Lineage: Eukaryota; Metazoa; Chordata; Actinopteri; Perciformes; Serranidae
Gene: rab3da
Product: RAB3D, member RAS oncogene family, a
Molecular function (GO): GTPase activity; GTP binding
Source: RefSeq, a predicted model, not a curated record
CGGUGACAGGCACACGCACAGCCUGGAGAUCCGGGAGCGGAGCGGCGGAAUUGGAGCGGCCGACAGCAGUGCACGCCCAUCGGCUUCCAGGUGCAGGAGACAGACCGUGGAGAAGGACGGAGGAGACAGACUUAUAAACUAACAUCUAAGAUGGCACUAGCCAGAGAUCCAGGGGCGGGCCCGGAGCAGAGGGAUGCAGCCGACCAAAACUUUGACUACAUGUUUAAGCUGCUGAUCAUCGGCAACAGCAGCGUGGGAAAGACAUCCUUCCUAUUCCGGUUUGCCGAUGACUCCUUCACUUCAGCCUUUGUUAGCACAGUGGGCAUCGACUUCAAAGUGAAGACCAUCUACAGGAACGACAAGAGGGUCAAACUUCAGAUCUGGGACACCGCAGGGCAGGAGCGCUACCGGACCAUCACCACAGCUUACUACAGAGGAGCCAUGGGCUUCCUGUUGAUGUAUGAUAUCACAAGCCAGGAGUCAUUCUGUGCUGUUCAGGACUGGGCAACCCAGAUCAAGACGUACUCAUGGGGCAACGCUCAAGUUGUGCUGGUAGGCAAUAAGCUGGAUUUGGAAGAGGACAGGCAGGUCCCCACUGAAGAUGCCCAAAGACUGGCUACAGAGCUUGGCUUCCAGUUCUUUGAGGCCAGUGCCAAAGACAACGUCAACGUGAAGCAGGUUUUUGACAAACUGGUGGAUGCCAUCUGCGAGAAGAUGAACGAGAGCGUCAACGGUGAUGCCAGUCCAUUGUCGGCCAAUCACAAGGAGGCAGGCCUGAACGAGACACCCCGCAGCAGCCCGGGAGGCUGUGCGUGCUGAUAGUUGGCAGUGGAAAUUCAUAGAAAGCGGGUUUCAUGGUCACACAUACACACGCACACACACAGAUUAUCUGAAUUGUCAAAAACCUAUCAUUGUGAAUGUACUUAUUCAUGUUACUUCAACACUAUCAUGGAUGCCUUGCUCUCCUUUUUUUCAUUUUAUCUUUUCACAACUUGGUGACAAGUCCAGCUUCAUCGUGAUUCAAAUGUGACUGUUACACUGAGAUGCCAAAGAGCUGCAUUGAGCAGCUGUGCCUUUUGUCCGACACCUCUGCACAGUGGGUGAACAGCACCUGUUGCAGGUGAGGAUGUGAAUGAAAGGCAAAAGCCAAAAUUCAGCACGGCAUGGAGAUCACUGUGAUUUACUUUUGUCAUGCUGCCCCCUUGUGGGUGUUGCAUGAAAAUACAUCACUGUGACUCAUUACCGCACACUGUGUAUCCUGUGAACUUCUGAUCCUGCUGAGGAAGAAGGCUCACUAACUGUUAUGUACAAAGUCAAACAUACCUGAAGGUUGAAGUCAAACAUACCUGAAAGGUGCUGUGUCAUUCCAAGUCUAUGUGCCCAGUCCAGACUUGUUAUUACUGAGGGAUGUUCUCAUUUGCUUUAAUUUAUAUUUUUCUGUUUUUAUUUUCUGUUCGUACCUUCAGUGGUUAAUGCUAGUUAUUUCCUUUGCCAGGUUAAUGUGUCUCUAAAAGUUGAGAUUAAAAGAUGUGGAUCUAUA